CACACACCAUGAACGCCUUUUGGCACUUGACUUUCUCAUGAAAUAAUUGCUGGAAGGCUCCUUGGAUUAGGUAACCCAGUGUUCCUUCCUGUCCCCACGGUGGAGGGGGGAAAGGGGGAACCAGCGUUCAGCAUCUGUUAGGCUGAUCCAGUUCCUUUGGGGCAGAGCAGGCCAGUCCAGGAGGUCUGUGGCUGCAAACAUCUUUGGAAGCCUAGUGUGAUGGGAACAAGCCUUUCGGACCUCUCGUUCCCCAGUCAUCUGGCUGUGCCUGCCAGCCACCAGGCCUCCUCCACGUGGGCCAUGCCUGGGAAGGAGAAGGCUAAUCAGGAAAGAUUUUUUUUGCACAAAGAAGGAUGGGAUGUUCCCAUUUUUAUUUUAAAUCAAUUUUACAAUAUAUUUGGGAACGUACAGCAUCUUUGCCCAUCAUCCUAUCAUCCUGAAGCAACAGCUGUUUUCACUCCUCCCUUUCUUGGGAUGGUUGGGGGAUGGGGGGUAUGGAAGGGAGGAAUAUCUGGGUUCAGGCAUGAAAGGAGUGUUGAGAGGGAGUCGAGGUGGGAGCCCCGGCCUGUGGAUAGAGGCCAGGGACCAAGGCUCUGAUGGAGGGAGAGGGUGAUUAAUUCCAAGGUCGCCGAUCCUAGGAUUUGGAUAUUGGGCCCUAAGCACGCUCUCUCCUCUGUCUCUAACCUCAGUCACUCAUGGAUCCCCUAGCAGGGGCCCCUCAGUGAGCCCUGAGCCCCUAUGACCACCAGCAAUAAGGAUGCAAAGAUCUUGCUACACAGAGUGGGUCUGGGAGGGGAGAGCACUUAAUUGCAGAGUCAGGGAGGGACCUCACCACCUGUCUCCUCCCUUAGGUCUUAUAACAGGUGCAAGAAAUUCCAGGCAAAGAUCCCACAGUAGGACCUGGGCCCUGCGAGUGAGAGCCCCGAUGGAACGCGUAACCCACGUCCGCGGUCUCCGAGGUCAAGUCCACUUGGGGAUCGAGGCCUUCUUCAGGUGGCCCGCAGCCCCUCCCCCAGGCCGCACGCCGCUCCUCCAGGGUCAAGGGGGGCUCGGCCUCCGCACUCCCUGUGCAGCUCCGCACCGCGGAAGAGGAGAGGCGGAGUGAGCUCUUCUCCUCCGGCGCCACCGGGGAACCCCCCCUCCCCCACUUCACUGCAUCCCUCCGGUCGACUGGACAGGAGCUGUCCCCCCGAGCCGCCUGGCCCCGCCCCCGCGGCCCCGCCCCCGCGCGGCGCCCAGUCCCCCGGUUCGCGGGGCCCGCCCCGCCCCCUGCCCGCCCCUCCCACCAACCCUCGGGCGAACCCGGCUGCGGGCGUCCAGUUGCUGCCCGGAGCUGCGGAGGUCGACUGCUCUCCCGGCUAGGCCCGAUCUCCCUCACACGUAAGCGCUCUGCCCCGCCAUGGAGCCGGCCCCCGACGCCGAGGAGGCGCGCACGGUGCGCGAGGCGCUGGGCCGCUACGAGGCGGCGCUGGAGGGCGCGGUGCGCGCGCUGCACGAGGACAUGCAGGGGCUGCAGCGCGGCGUGGAGCAGCGCGUGGCCGAGGCGCUGCACCUGGCCGGACCGCUGGCGCGCACGGUGACCGAGCUGCAGCGGGACAACCAGCGGCUGCAGGCGCAGCUCGAGCGCUUGACGCGCCAGGUGGAGGCGCUUGGCUUGACGACCGGGCUGGCCCCCGCGCCCGGCACGCCCAGCCCUCCGCCCGCGCCUGGCGUCCCGGACCGCGCGCCCCGUCUGGGCACCGCGCGCUUUGCCAGCCACGCCACCUUCUCGCUGUCCGGCCGAGGCCAGAGCAUGGAUCACCAUGACGAGGCCGGAGAGUCGGAGAUGAGAAGGACCUCAGACUCGUGCAUCGUGGAGAACGGGCACCAGCCUGGGGCAGGUCCAGGUGAUGGACCCCCUGAGACCACCCAAACUGUCCCGGCACCGGAACCCCCCAAGCCUCGCCCUGCGAGCCUCUCCUUGCGGCUGCCUCACCAGCCAGUCACGGCUAUCACGCGAGUCUCCGAGAGGUUCUCCGGGGAGACGUCAGCCGCAGCUCUCUCGCCCACGUCUGCCGCCGUCCUGGGGGGCCUCAGCCCCAGCGAGGCCACCACACCCUGGACUCCCAGUCCCACUGAGAAGAAUUCUUCUCUCCCACGGUCUUUAUCCAGCUCUGGCUACGGGGCAGUGACGGCCAGCAGGAACAACGGCAGCCCACCUCUGGUGACGCCACCGGAGUCUCUCCCAUCCCUGCAGCCGCCAGCCACGACCCAGGCCCAUCGGCAGGGGGAGCGUCGCCGGGAGCUGGUGAGGUCGCAGACGCUGCCCCGCACCUCGGGGGCGCAGGCCCGGAAGGCGUUAUUUGAGAAGUGGGAGCAGGAUACAGCUGGCAAGGGGAAGGGCGAGACCCGGGCGAAGCUGAAGCGCUCGCAGAGCUUCGGCGUGGCCAGUGCCAGCAGCAUCAAGCAGAUCCUGCUCGAGUGGUGCCGCAACAAGACGCUCGGCUACCAGCACGUGGACCUGCAGAACUUCUCCUCCAGCUGGAGCGACGGGAUGGCCUUCUGCGCCCUGGUACACUCCUUCUUCCCCGAUGCCUUCGACUACAAUGCCCUGAGCCCCGCGCAGCGGCGGCAGAACUUCGAGCUGGCCUUCACCAUGGCCGAGAAUCUGGCCAACUGUGAGCGCCUCAUUGAGGUGGAGGAUAUGAUGGUGAUGGGCCGCAAGCCAGACCCCAUGUGCGUCUUCACUUACGUCCAGUCUCUGUACAACCACCUGCGUCGCUUUGAGUGAAGCCCCUCGGGGCUGGAGAGCCAAGCCCUGAAGGAAUCGGUGGGGCCGCCUGUGUCCCGGAGUCAGGAUGCCCGCCCCCCCCCCGAGCAGAGUUGCAUUCUGGUGUGAGAGAGCUGUUUGUUCUGUGCCUCGUAACCGCGCUCCCCAACCUGCCCGGCUGCGUUACUGAUGGGAAAGUACCGCUGAGCUGCGUGCACUGACUGCACUGAUCACAGCCAGGGGCUCCAAGGAAAAGGAAGUAUUACCAGAGAGAGAGAAAUUGGUGCUAAAUAAUUACCUUCCUUAAAAAUAAUAAUAAUAAUAAUGCUUGUCUGUAGAUUCUGGAAGCCUGAAUCAGUGUUCCCUCUGCUGAACUGGAUCCAUUGGCUUUACAGGGUUGCAUUGACUACCGAGUGUUUUUUAAUCCAAACACCCAGAGUUUUCUACUUCCUCACACUAUUGUAGAUUCCUUUCCUCCCGCUCUCUGGGCCACUGCCAGGAAAUAUAGAGACGCUUAAUCAGCAGCUUGACAAAGAAGACUGAAGUCUUGGGAAGAAACUGUUUAAUCACUCCCAGGUCCUGGGCAGCAGCUGACCUGCAAGUCACCUCGGCUCUCUGGGGAAAUGGGAGGGCUCUCGCUGGGUCCCAAAGUGGUCCUGUCCUUCCCAGGAGGGCUCCGCACGUGUUUGGCUGAGAAUAGGCCCUCGGGAAGUUAACACUUUUAGGGAAGGACGGGCAUUUGGUGCUGCGAGGUGGUUUUUAGUCACAGCUUCUCUUAAGGGAUUCGCUGCAGAUAUUUAUAAAAAGUAACUCCAUCUGUACCACUGACCGUUUGUACAUAAAAAGAUGUGUCGCACUUCGCUUG
Messenger RNA from Orcinus orca (killer whale), 3614 nucleotides. RefSeq names its product smoothelin like 2 (gene SMTNL2). The transcript is spliced from 9 exons. Gene Ontology annotation, cellular component: filamentous actin; I band; microtubule organizing center. NCBI's taxonomy places the organism in Eukaryota, Metazoa, Chordata, Mammalia, Artiodactyla, Delphinidae. The record is from RefSeq and is a predicted model, not a curated record. Bases 1400 to 2770 code for a protein of 456 amino acids. Gene Ontology annotation, molecular function: protein phosphatase 1 binding; tropomyosin binding. Gene Ontology annotation, biological process: actin cytoskeleton organization; positive regulation of vasoconstriction.